This is a messenger RNA of Protopterus annectens (West African lungfish), 1494 nucleotides long. RefSeq names its product glutathione peroxidase 8 (putative) (gene GPX8). The coding region runs from base 63 to 692 and encodes 209 amino acids. Gene Ontology annotation, molecular function: glutathione peroxidase activity. Gene Ontology annotation, biological process: response to oxidative stress. NCBI's taxonomy places the organism in Eukaryota, Metazoa, Chordata, Ceratodontiformes, Protopteridae. The transcript has 3 exons. The record is from RefSeq and is a predicted model, not a curated record.
CAGUCUUGCAUUCCACGCCUGCAGAGGCUUGCAGCUGUCGUUUACACUGUUGCGUUACCAAAAUGGAGCCCCUAGUAACCUAUCCUUUAAAAUGCUCCAUCCCAAAAGCAAGGAUGUUUGUUGUGUUUCUUUCUAUGGUGUUGUGCACAGCAAUAUUAUGUAUACUUCAGCUAAAACUCUUCAAACCCCAACCAAAGGACUUUUAUUCUUUUGAGCUGAUGGAUUUGAGAGGAAAGAUGGUUUCACUGGGAAAAUUCAAAGGCAAAGCAUCCUUAGUUGUAAACGUGGCCAGUUACUGCCAGCACGCAGACAGAAAUUAUAGAGCACUGCAGGAAUUGUACCGAGAAUAUGGGCCUAAUCACUUCACAGUCCUAGCCUUUCCUUGUAACCAGUAUGGACAGUUAGAACCAGAUUCAGAGAGACAGAUUGAAGCCUUUGUUAAAGGGAAAUAUGCCGUCUCCUUCCCAGUUUUUAAGAAGAUUAAGAUUCUUGGACCCAAGGCUGAACCUGCAUUUAGAUUUCUGAUUGAUUCUACAAAGGUGCAACCUAAGUGGAAUUUUUUUAAGUACCUUGUUGGUCCUGAUGGGAAGGUCUUAAAAUACUGGAAGCCAGAAGAGCCAAUAGAAAACAUCCGAAAAGAAGUAGCUGCUAUAGUUGGACAGCUCAUCUUAAAAAAGAGAGAAGAACUUUGAAGAUUAAAGUAGUUUUGAUAUUUCAUAUUUUUCUGUUGGAUGUCUGCUACAGUGGGAACAACAGCAAUGCUCAUCUAAACUGGCUAAUACUUAAUACGGCCUUUUCUUUUGUACAGAUUGGGCCAGCGAACAAAUUCUUUACUUUUUUCACAUUGCAGUUCACCUUAAAGCAUGUCAAAAGGAACAUGUACUGUUUACUGUGAAAUUUCAUCUGAGGACCUCAACCUUUCCUACAAUCUAUAACCACUAUGGGAAGAAUAACACUCAUAGAAGUUGUUACUUUUUCUUCACAGACUUUGUCAUCCGACAUGCAAGUGUCCCUAUUUUUCAGGGACAGUACUAAGUAUGUCUUUUUUUUACUUUGCUAUAUACCACCAUUGCAUAGUUCUAUUAAAAAAUGAAAUGUAUUUCCAUAACUCUUCAAAUAAGAAACCAGUCAGUCCUUACGUGCUUUUUAUGGCCAGCAUAGUAAUUUCUACUUACUUAUUCUCAGUUUGGCAUAAACAUUAACACAUCAGUAAACAGUCUCUGCAAUAUUUUUAAGUGCCUGUCCCUGGAUUUCAUUUGCAACAUGGAAGUUAUGAUGAGUGUUAAGGUUACUGAAUUUGCUGAAAUGUCCUUUUCUGCACAGGGGUUUCUGUUUUAAAGAAAUUGAAUGUCCAAAUCAUGUCUACAAUACAACCAAAGGAAUUUAGUUAAGUGGUCCAUGCACAAAAUCAUUUUUGGUAAUAUCUUAUUUAAAUGUGAUAUUGCCUUUAAUGUAUACAGAAUAAAUGCAACCAUUAAAGGUGACUGAAAACUA